UUUCUGGACCUGGAUUUUACACCGCUGUUGGUUAGUCGCCCAGUCGUGGUCAGUGUCGAUGACGGAUGGCGACUACAGCGAAUGACUUUCAGUUCGUUUUAGUUUUCCUGCUGAUGACCACCGAUCAUCUCUGAGGAGCGAAGGACGGGGAACGAGUCUUGCCUCUGCCAUGUCUCAGCCGGAGCAUCUUAGCACGUCCCCCUGGGGCGUGGCCGAGUUUAUGGUGCAAAGGAAACUUCUUGGAUUUGGUGCGCUCCUGGCCUGGAUGAUCCUGUUCCACUUAUUGGUGAACGUUUGGCUUCUCUGUGUGUUCACCAGCCUCUUAGUAGUUAUAGGCGGUUGGCUUGGGUCUCAGGCUGUCCUCGACUCUGAAAGUGUGGUUCAUCUCGAGCGUUUUGUUUUGCUGGAGAAGAUCCAGUCUACUGCUGAGAGCGAGCUGGAGCUGGACCACGAGAUCCAGAAUACAGUUAGCAAGAUCAUACGAGACUUCGUCUCUUCGUGGUACAAUACCGUGUCCUCAGAGUGUGAAUAUGAGGAGGAGGUACACAAUGCCAUGAUUUCUAUGGCGAUGGAGCUCAAGCGCCGGGCGAAGAAAGUGGACAGGAAAGCUUUAACGCUGAGGACGUUGGAUCUUUGUGGAUGCCAUCUCCAGUGCUACUUAAGAGCCAAAGAACUCAUGGCUGGAAAGAAGGACAGAGAAGAAAGCAGAAGCGCUAAUGACAGUCUAUGGCAAGCGUACAGCACGACUUGCACAUCUCAUCCAGCUCUUCAGAGCCCUGCCAUAGAAGUGAAUUAUGCAAGAGCAAUUGUGGAUUUGCUUUUACAUGUUCUUGUCCCUCCACCACAUCUGGAGACCAGGACAGGGAGAUUUGUAGUGUGCGAACUUAUAACGUGCAAAAUUCUUCUGCCUUUAAUUGCCAAACUGUCCGAUCCAGACUGGUUAAACAUGUUGAUUGUAGACGUGUCUACCAGUAAGCCGCAAUCCAGACCGGUCCAAGCAGAAUCAGUAAAAAUUCCCCCUCUUCCCCCAGUAGUCAUAAAUCAAGAGAACUCACAACAGGACCUUGAGGUUCCUUCUGCUUUAACUGUGAAAGCCAAGCCUGAUACCCCUUCUGUGACUGACAUGCCAGAAUUGGCUGCUUACGAUGUCAUUGACUCUGCAGAGCUUUACUGUCCACAGAACCUAGAGGAGGAAGAAGCAAGACCGGUCGAGGCAUUUUCUUCAGCGAAUACAGGUUUUAGUUUGAAGGAUUAUCAGAGACUUGGGAAAUCCAACCCUUUCUUUCAAGAAACCGACUCUGACUUGGAGUCUCCUCUGAAUGAUUUCAAAAGAAGCUCUUUAGAGUCACUGGUUCUGAUAGGCCCAGAGGAAGCAAUGUCAGAAAGACCUGCAGAGUGCCAAACGCUGGUAGAUGGUGUGCUGGACCUGGAGGAUGAGUUCCGUGUCUAUUCCAGCACAGCAGAGACCACGUGCCCUAAGGUGGUGGUCUCAGAGAUGCAAGAACAGCCUUCCGAUGCCGCUGAAGGGGAAGAAGAGUUAUCGUCCAGCUUUUGUGCUCUCCAAGACCUUGAGAAGAGUGACACCAAAGUGGACCUGGGGCUGACGGGUGUUGAGCAGUCAGGGGCAUUGAAUCCCAGUGAGCUUCUUCUAACGGAUUCUCUUCAAGCCUCCUCACCUUCAGGGGGAGCCGUGCCACUUUCUCCUUUCGCCUUUGAACCCCUUAGUAGCCCUGAGGGCCCAGUCGUUAUUCAAAACCUUCGCAUCACGGGUACCAUCACAGCGAAGGAGCACAGAGGAACCGGAUCACACCCCUACACUCUUUACACCGUGAAGUAUGAAACUGCAGUGGACUCUGAGAAUCCAGGCACAUUGCAGCCAGUGGCUUAUCACACAGUCAGUCGUCGCUACAGUGAAUUUCUGAACCUGCAGACGCGUUUGGAGGAGAAAUCUGAAUUACGCAAAAUCCUAAAACAUGUCAAAGGACCCAAGAAAAUCUUUCCUGAUCUCCCUUUUGGAAACAUGGACAGUGACAAAGUUGAAGCCAGAAAAAGUUUGUUGGAAACAUUCCUUAAGCAACUUUGUGCCAUUCCUGAAACUGCCAACAGUGAGGAAAUGCAAGAGUUCCUGGCCCUGAACACUGAUGCAAGAAUUGCUUUCGUGAAGAAGCCUUGUAUUGUUUCACGCAUAGACAAGAUUGUGGUGAAUGUUAUCGUGGACACCUUGAAAACGGCCUUCCCCCGAUCAGAGCCACAGAGCCCCACUGAUGAGGUGGACGCUGAGCCUGAUGGGAAAUUACCUUCUGACAAGAAAAAUAAGCCAAGGAUGCGCUUCUCCAGUAAAAUCGCUCCUGCUCUUAACGUGUCUGACAUGAGACCCAAAGUGCUUUACUGCUUCAAUGAGUGCACCACUGUGUUUAAUAGCCUCAACAUGCACGAUCUAGAGAGCGUCAUGUCCGAGCAGGGCAAUCUUGAGUUCAAGGCACAGAUUAAAGAUGCAGAUGGGGAGCAAGAUGUCAACGCUGGUGCCAAGGGGGAUUCGGAGCCCUGUGCAUGUGCAAAAAGAAAGCAACAGAAUAUAGUUGUACAAGACCAAGGGGAGACAGUACUUGCUGACAUGGCUCUGAACGUCCUCUGUCUACUGAUGAAGGAGCAGUGGAGUUGGCUGUGCACUGAGAAUAUCCAGAAGAGCAUCAGACUGCUGUUUGGGACCCUUAUAGACCGGUGGCUGGAUGUCGGUGUGGCCAAUCUGACCUGCACACAGUACUGGGUCACCUACCUGCAAGUGCUGCAGGAUGCUGUGUGGCCUGGGGGACGCCUGCCCACCCACCCGCGGCCUCAGCGCACCCAGCAGCAGAAAGACGAGACCAAGCAGCAGUCCCUGCAGUGCCUGAUGAAGCUGGUGCCGGAUCUGCUCUCAGAUAUGCUGGGCUCCGAGAAGUACAAGCUCUCCUGGCAGAUGCUGCUGGACUCCAUCCAGGAUCCUACCAUAAACAGGCAUCUGGUGUACUGCGUGUGGGAGCUGCUCAUCGAGUUCCUCAUCCCUGAGGCGUCCGAUGAAGACUUUCAGAAAACCCUGCUCCACAGCCUCUCCAAAAAUGCCGAGAAACUACCACCAUAGGAGCUCUGGAAGACAUCACCGCCGGACACACAUGCGUUUACACAAACAUAUCAAACCCUCUUGUUAAAAAAGGUCAGCGGUCAGACGCGAAGGUACGUUAGAAUGAAUAAGUGGACAUGGGACUGGUGGAUGCUUUUGGGUCUGGAUCUGAUUUAGCCCUUACAUUUCUGGGUCUGAAACGCACUACAUGUAUCCGGCCUCGCUCUGAUUACUGCCCACCUGUUUUGUGUUUUAUCAGACCAAGCCUGAUCUCAAAAACACCCCUGUACCGGAUCUGAAUUAGAGGAUUCUCAGACGCCUUAGCGAGCUCUUAUCCACUUUCUUCCUGCUGGCGCUUCUGCGCAAAAACCUUUUGCAGAUGGGUCGUUGCUGAUGUCCAUCUCUGAAAUGCCAUAUCAAAUAUGAUAACACCAAGACAGAAUGGAAACUGGCUGUUGAUUCUUUCCUCACUGUCCUUCUCUCUUAUUCCAUUCUUUGUUGUUGGCCUUUUUCAAGGCAGUACAAAAGUUUACCAGUCACCUGAUUCCCUCUCUUGCCCUUUGCCGUGAGGGCUGCACUGUGAAGCACGUGAUUCCUGUCUUUGCUUGGAGCGCUCUUCAGCAAUUGCUAACCUAUUCUUGUCUCGCCUCCUUGCUGUGCAUUUUGGCAGGAGUGUUUUUCCAUGACAUUCUGCUUUACUGUGUGAUUUGCCGUUAACACGUCAACAUAUGUGGCAUGUGUUUUUGGUGUCAUGCUGAGACCGUACGUGCUUUAUGGGCUUUCAGCUGUGUUUCACUCUUUACAACUUAAUCUAUCUGUGCAUGGCUUGUGAUUUGGCUCUGCAGUACUUUCCUAAAGUUGCCCUUUAACAAAGGUUAUACGUAAUAUGAUUUAGAGUAGCUCACAGAAGGGCCCAGUUGUCUUAACCCAGAUUGUCUUAACGGGUGAGUUUCAACAUUGAACUGAUCAGUUUUCUUUCCAUUCCAAGUAAUAUUACAAUGUUUUAUAAGUACCAGUCGCAAGUUUGCACACAUCUGACUGCUUUUUUCAUAAUCAUAGACACUUCAUCUAAAUACUUAUGUCUCAAGAUGACUGAAUGAAUUUGUUCCUAUGACAAAUACUAAUUGAUACCUAUGUAUGAAAUUAUGGAUUUUUUUUUUCCUUCUCAGUUCAAAAAUAAAAAAAAAUGCAGUACUGUGCAAAGGGCAGGUACCAUUUAUUAAAAGGCCAAUCAAAAUGGCUAUUAAGGACAGGUUAUUCAUUUUUUAUGAGGCACUUCUGAGUCAAAUAAAUAAAUAAAUAAAACAGGAGUUUCCAAAACAAAUCAUAAAAGAUAAGGUGAAAUUGAGAUGAGGAUAAAACUCCACUCUCACUUAAGAUCUGACAGAAUCUAAGUGUUUCUGUAUAUCCUUCCACUGGGAGAGGGCAGCUCGAGAAAUCCUUACUUAGCAAAUAAAACGGACAGAAAAACAGAGUUUGCUAGUCAGACUGAGCUGGCUCUGGUGACCCUGAGGUCACCCCAGAGUCCAGACCUCACCAUCACUGAAUUCUUGGGAUUGCUUGUAUUGUGAGAAGCAGAAAAUGCAACCGAUCUCUGAGUAGUUUGGAAGUAUGGUGAAAUCUCCUGGCAGGUUUCUCUGGAAACCUGAAAUUAAAUACUGAAAAAAGUUUAGUUGUUGAGGUUCCUGAGUAAUUUUCUGCUAAAUGUUUUCUCCUUUGUUCCUAGUGCUGGUUUGGUUUUGGCACAGUACUGUAUGCAUUUUUAAAUACCCCCCAGCAAGUAAUUUUCAGCAACAACAAGGUAUUAGCAUAUGUAUUAUCUUUGUUUCUGUUGAAAAGAAUGAUCUCAAGUGGUUCAUUAUGAAGGCUCUUGAGAGAAUUGCAUCAACGUAAAGGGGGGGGGGGGGUAAAUGCCUAAAAGAAUCUAAAAUAUGACCAAGAUUUGAUCACUUUAACACUUUUUUUGCUCUCUGCAUAAUUCCACGUGUUAUUUCAUGAUGCCUUCGCUGCUAUUCUAACCUGGAAAAUAGUAAAAGUGAGGAAAACCUUUCUAUGAGUAGGACUGUACAAACUGACUGGUACUGUAGGAUAUUAUGUAAAACACCCUGAUCUGCUGAUUUAUCACGUACACCUACCUUAUAUCUCCACUGAUGGUUGUUUUAUCAGGUCUAAAUACCACAUAGGUGCACUUUGUAGGUUUACUUUUACUGUCUGUAGCUCAUCUGUUGCUGCACAGUUUAUCUGCUUCCAUCCAUCAGUGGAAAAGGAGCACCACUGACUAGAUAUUAUUUGGGUGAUGGAUGAUGAUGAUGAUGUUUUAGCGUGUUUUUAGACCAUAUGUACACACGCUGGCCGCUUUAUUAGACAUGGUUAUCUUUAUGGUUUGAUCAUUUUCUCUGCACAGUGUGUUGGUUUUCAUCUAGUUCUUCAUCAGUGGUCAGUAUUCGACCACAGGUCCACUGUUGGCUGGAUAUUUUUGGUUGGUGCACUGUUCUCAACUCACUGGUGAUUCAGAGGUCUGGUACACUCAUACCAGCGCUGGACUCACAAGGUGUUGCUUAUGCAUAGCGACAGAUGGAGAACUGUAGUCAUCACCAACUUUGGUUCUGGAAAUCUACAAUCCUGUGGUGUCCAGCUCCAGCCACAAUCUGCCACACCUGCCCCAGCUAAUGAACUUCCUUAGUAUUGGUUAAGUGGGGGCAACAAUAUGCAUUUUGGAACUAAACUCAGCAUGAAAGUAGAUCUUCAAGGGUUUGGUGACCAUUGGGGUACAGGCAGCAAGUGUAAACCUACUAAAUGCACCUAUAUGGUAGGUGUUUCUGAUAAAAUGGCCAAUGAUGCACCUAAUAAACUGCCGACUUUGUGUAUAUGCUUUGCAUUGAUUUAGUUCACUGUGCAUUUUUAACUUAUUUAUUUGGUUGUAAAUACUGAAGUGGAUAUUUUUUUCCCCACUCUGUCUCUAAAAAUACUAGAUGUCUAAACUGCCUUAAAAUGUAUGUGAAUAAGUCUUGACGUUGUCUGUAAAAUAAUAGAAAUGGUGGCCAUAAAGCUUAAAUCAGUCUGUAAUGUUCAAUACAAUUAACAAUGAAAA
Molecule: messenger RNA, 6188 nt
Organism: Pygocentrus nattereri (red-bellied piranha)
Lineage: Eukaryota; Metazoa; Chordata; Actinopteri; Characiformes; Serrasalmidae
Gene: snx19b
Product: sorting nexin 19b
Exons: 12
Coding region: 170-3118 (982 amino acids)
Cellular component (GO): intracellular membrane-bounded organelle; early endosome membrane
Molecular function (GO): phosphatidylinositol binding
Source: RefSeq, a predicted model, not a curated record